AUGGCUGAAGCACAAAUUUCAUGGCUUCAAAAGCUCGAAGAGCAACUCGAUGUUGAUGUCGACUGGAUGGAUCCCGAAUACAUCAAGUCUCUGCCUAUUAAGCCACACGACCAGACUAGCAACCAGAUCUUUGUGGAUGUUCAAAUGAGCAAUGAGUCCAACAGGGAGCUCCUGGCACAAGUUGCGAAUGAGCUUAAGGAUGAAGGAUGGCUUGCGAUUUACACAAGAAUGGCCUGCCUCAUGUGCAAGAAGAAUAUCGACCUUAUAAGCGGCCGUGUUCUCCUGCAAACUUCCCCCUCUGAAGCAUAUAACAAAGAAAAAACGCUUGAACAUGCCCGUCUCUAUGACGCGGAGUUUGCUCGCGUUGGAAUUACCCGUGACAGGUACUGCAUCAAAAUCCCCUCCACUGGUCCGGGACUCUGCGCCGCCGAGGUUCUAAGCAGAGAGGGAAUACCCACCCUGGGUACAGCACUGUUUGGGUUGCCGCAGGCUGUGGCGGCUAGUCAGGCGGGUUGCAUCUAUAUCAGCCCUUAUUUCAACGAGGUUCGAACUCACAAGGAUAGAAGCGUGUGGACGGAUUAUGAGGAUCCAGCGACGGAGAGUCCCAUGUCGGCGAGGGUGUUUAACAUUCUAGAGGUGUAUAGACGGCUAUACAAAGAGACAGGCAAGGAGCAGCCGUUUCUCAAAAACGCAAGCUUCAUCUCUGUCAAGGAAGCAAUGGCUUGUGCCCACCUUGGCUGCCACUCUGCCACCCUCGAGAACAAGACUCUCGAUGAGCUCGCACUACUUGUAUACGACAGUACCAAACAACCAGGAGAAGUGGCCGCCAAACCAAUUCACGUUUACAAGUCUCCCAAUCCUACGGCCGAGCGAAUCCAGAAACUUGCCAGAACUGAUCCGCUCUCCCCAGGUGGUUGGAACGAUGUCGUGGCAGACACAAGCAUCGACUAUCUCGCGCACAAUGGUGCCGCUCUAGAUGACGCUAUUGCGGCGGAUGCGGUAGCAACGCAGCGUCUCAAAGAUGCACUGGAUGUAUUCGUCAAGGCAGAACAGAGGAGCAAGGCUCGGAUUGAAGAAGCUCUGAAGCUGUAA
Molecule: messenger RNA, 1092 nt
Organism: Pochonia chlamydosporia 170
Lineage: Eukaryota; Fungi; Ascomycota; Sordariomycetes; Hypocreales; Clavicipitaceae
Product: transaldolase protein
Exons: 5
Coding region: 1-1092 (363 amino acids)
Biological process (GO): carbohydrate metabolic process; pentose-phosphate shunt, non-oxidative branch
Cellular component (GO): intracellular anatomical structure
Molecular function (GO): transaldolase activity
Source: RefSeq, a predicted model, not a curated record